AGCAUGAGGCAGCAUGUCUGAUAAAAUGUCCAGCUUCCUCUACAUCGGGGACAUCGUGUCCCUGUACGCGGAGGGCUCCGUCAACGGCUUCAUCAGCACCCUGGGGUUGGUGGAUGACAGAUGUGUGGUACAUCCAGAGGCAGGGGACCUGACCAACCCUCCCAAGAAGUUCAGAGACUGCCUUUUCAAGGUGUGCCCUAUGAACCGGUAUUCGGCCCAGAAGCAAUACUGGAAAGCCAAGCAGGCCAAACAAGGGAACCACACAGAAGCAGCCUUGCUGAAGAAGUUGCAGCAUGCUGCAGAACUGGAACAAAAACAGAAUGAAUCAGAGAAUAAGAAACUGUUGGGAGAAAUUGUAAAGUACAGUAAUGUUAUACAACUGCUGCAUAUAAAAAGCAACAAAUAUCUGACCGUCAACAAGAGAUUGCCCGCUCUACUGGAGAAGAACGCCAUGCGAGUGUCCUUGGAUGCUGCGGGCAAUGAAGGGUCUUGGUUUUAUGUUCAUCCCUUCUGGAAGCUGAGAAGUGAGGGCGACAAUAUUGUUGUGGGAGAUAAAGUUGUUCUGAUGCCAGUGAACGCAGGCCAACCGCUACAUGCCAGCAACAUCGAGCUCCUUGAUAACCCAGGAUGCAAAGAGGUGAAUGCUGUUAAUUGUAACACUAGCUGGAAAAUCACCUUAUUCAUGAAAUUUAGUUCCUAUCGAGAGGAUGUGUUAAAAGGAGGCGAUGUUGUUAGAUUGUUUCAUGCAGAGCAAGAGAAGUUUCUGACUUGUGAUGAAUAUGAGAAAAAACAGCACAUUUUCCUUCGUACAACCUUGCGUCAGUCAGCCACUUCUGCUACUAGUUCUAAAGCACUAUGGGAAAUAGAGGUGGUUCAUCACGACCCAUGCCGUGGGGGUGCAGGGCAGUGGAACAGCUUGUUCAGAUUUAAACACCUUGCAACUGGGAACUAUUUAGCUGCAGAGCUUAAUCCUGAUUAUCGAGAUGCUCAAAAUGAAGGAAAAAAUGUGAGAGAUGGAGACAUCCCAACGCCAAAGAAGAAACGCCAAGCGGGGGAGAAGAUUAUGUACACCUUGGUCUCAGUUCCCCAUGGCAAUGACAUUGCGUCUCUUUUUGAACUGGAUGCCACAACUCUUCAGAGAGCUGACUGCCUGGUGCCAAGGAACUCCUAUGUUCGGUUAAGACACUUAUGUACCAACACAUGGGUAACCAGUACCAGUAUCCCCAUAGACACAGAUGAAGAGAGGCCUGUUAUGCUGAAGAUCGGAACAUGCCAAACAAAAGAGGACAAAGAAGCCUUCGCCAUUGUGUCAGUUCCGCUGUCUGAGGUCCGAGACUUAGAUUUUGCCAAUGAUGCAAAUAAAGUGCUGGCGACCACGGUGAAGAAGCUAGAAAACGGCACCAUCACUCAGAAUGAAAGAAGGUUUGUAACCAAACUACUCGAAGACCUCAUCUUCUUUGUUGCUGAUGUGCCUAAUAAUGGACAAGAAGUACUGGAUGUGUUCAUCACGAAGCCCAACCGAGAACGUCAAAAGCUAACGAGGGAACAAAACAUAUUGGCCCAGGUGUUUGGGAUUCUGAAAGCUCCGUUUAAGGAGAAAGCAGGAGAAGGCGCCAUGCUGAGGCUUGAGGAUCUGGGAGACCAACGGUACGCUCCCUACAAGUACAUGCUGAGGCUCUGCUACCGCGUCCUGAGACAUUCGCAGCAGGACUACCGGAAAAACCAGGAAUAUAUUGCUAAGAACUUCUGUGUCAUGCAAUCCCAGAUUGGCUAUGAUAUUUUGGCAGAAGAUACCAUCACAGCUUUGUUGCACAACAACAGAAAACUACUAGAGAAACAUAUCACAGCAAAAGAAAUAGAAACAUUUGUCAGUUUACUCAGGAGAAAUCGGGAGCCGAGAUUUUUGGAUUAUUUAUCAGAUCUCUGUGUGUCUAAUACCACUGCCAUACCUGUCACUCAAGAACUUAUCUGUAAAUUUAUGCUGAGUCCUGGGAAUGCGGACAUUCUCAUCCAAACAAAGGUUGUCUCAAUGCAAGUAGACCACCCCGUGGACAGCUCCAUCCUUUCAGAUGAGAUGGAUGAUGAAGAAGUUUGGCUCUACUGGAUUGAUAGCAACAAAGAACCUCAUGGCAAAGCGAUCAGGCACCUUGCUCAGGAGGCAAAGGAAGGCACCAAAGCUGACUUGGAAGUUCUGACCUAUUACAGGUACCAGCUAAACCUCUUUGCAAGAAUGUGCUUGGAUCGCCAGUAUCUGGCCAUAAACCAGAUCUCUACACAGCUGUCUGUAGACUUGAUCCUGCGGUGUGUCUCGGACGAGAGCCUGCCGUUUGACCUCCGGGCAUCUUUCUGUCGCCUCAUGCUCCACAUGCACGUGGACCGAGAUCCCCAAGAGUCUGUGGUGCCUGUUCGCUAUGCCAGACUCUGGACAGAAAUCCCAACGAAGAUCACGAUUCAUGAAUACGAUUCUAUAACAGACUCAUCAAGAAAUGACAUGAAGAGGAAGUUUGCAUUGACGAUGGAAUUUGUUGAAGAAUACCUGAAAGAAGUUGUAAAUCAACCCUUUCCUUUUGGGGAUAAAGAAAAAAACAAGUUGACAUUUGAGGUGGUCCAUUUGGCUCGGAAUCUUAUAUACUUUGGAUUUUAUAGCUUUAGUGAGUUAUUAAGGCUGACAAGAACCCUUCUGGCAAUCUUAGAUAUUGUACAAGCUCCCAUGUCAUCGUAUUUUGAAAGAUUAAGCAAAUUUCAGGAUGGAGGAAACAAUGUCAUGAGGACCAUCCACGGGGUGGGCGAGAUGAUGACCCAGAUGGUCCUUAGUAGAGGCUCUAUCUUCCCCAUGAGUGUGCCUGACAUGCAGCCCAGCAUCCAUCCUAGCAAGCAAGGAAGCCACCCUGAACACGAGGAUGUAACUGUGAUGGACACCAAGCUGAAAAUCAUUGAGAUCUUACAGUUUAUCCUGAGUGUCCGACUCGAUUAUAGGAUCUCAUAUAUGCUGUCAAUCUAUAAGAAGGAAUUUGGAGAGAACAAUGAAAACGCGGAGCUCUCUGCCAAUGGCUCUCCGGAGACCCUGCUGCCCUCAGCUAUUGUUCCUGAUAUAGAUGAAAUUGCAGCUCAGGCAGAAACUAUGUUUGCUGGAAGAAAGGAAAAGAAUCCAGUUCAACUUGACGAUGAAGGGGGCAGGACAUUUUUACGUGUGCUUAUCCACCUGAUCAUGCACGACUAUCCGCCUUUGCUCUCAGGAGCCCUGCAGCUACUGUUCAAGCACUUUAGCCAGAGAGCAGAAGUGUUGCAGGCGUUUAAACAGGUGCAGUUACUGGUGUCCAACCAAGAUGUGGAUAAUUACAAACAAAUCAAGGCGGAUCUGGACCAGCUCCGACUGACGGUGGAGAAGUCAGAGCUGUGGGUGGAGAAGAGCGGCAGUUACGAGAAUGAAGACAUGGGCGAGAGUCAAGGAAAGGGUGGCGAAGAGCCCAUUGAGGAAUCCAACAUUUUAAGUCCAGUGCAAGAUGGAACAAAAAAACCCCAGAUUGACAGCAAUAAGAGCAACAACUACCGAAUUGUUAAAGAGAUUUUGAUCCGGCUGAGUAAACUCUGUGUCCAGAAUAAGAAGUGCCGGAGUCAGCACCAGCGCUUACUGAAGAACAUGGGCGCUCACUCGGUGGUGCUGGACCUUUUGCAGGUACCCUAUGAAAAGAAUGAUGAAAAGAUGAAUGAAGUAAUGAAUCUAGCCCACACCUUCCUACAGAAUUUCUGUCGAGGAAAUCCACAGAAUCAAGUUCUUCUUCAUAAACAUUUGAAUUUGUUUCUAACUCCUGGUCUUCUAGAAGCGGAAACCAUGAGGCACAUCUUCCUGAACAAUUACCAUCUGUGCAAUGAGCUCAGCGAGAGGGUCGUGCAGCACUUUGUGCACUGCAUCGAGACGCACGGCCGCCACGUGGAGUACCUGAGGUUUUUACAGACGAUUGUCAAAGCAGAUGGCAAAUAUGUGAAGAAAUGUCAGGAUAUGGUCAUGACUGAAUUGAUAAACGGAGGUGAAGAUGUGCUGAUAUUUUACAACGAUCGAGCAUCCUUUCCCAUCCUUCUCCACAUGAUGUGCUCAGAGAGAGACCGAGGGGAUGAGAGUGGCCCCUUAGCCUACCACAUCACACUCGUGGAAUUGCUGGCAGCAUGCACAGAGGGGAAAAAUGUCUACACUGAAAUCAAGUGCAAUUCCCUUCUGCCCCUGGAUGACAUCGUCAGGGUGGUGACCCACGAUGACUGCAUCCCGGAGGUUAAAAUCGCUUAUGUAAACUUCGUCAAUCACUGUUACGUUGACACUGAAGUGGAAAUGAAGGAAAUCUACACGAGUAAUCACAUUUGGAAACUAUUUGAGAACUUCCUGGUAGACAUGGCAAGGGUAAGCAUUUUGAUUCAUUACAUACUAUUUCAUGUUUAG
Messenger RNA from Echinops telfairi (small Madagascar hedgehog), 4432 nucleotides. RefSeq names its product inositol 1,4,5-trisphosphate receptor type 2 (gene ITPR2). Lineage: Eukaryota; Metazoa; Chordata; Mammalia; Afrosoricida; Tenrecidae. Bases 14 to 4432 code for a protein of 1472 amino acids. Gene Ontology annotation, cellular component: membrane; endoplasmic reticulum. Gene Ontology annotation, molecular function: inositol 1,4,5 trisphosphate binding; inositol 1,4,5-trisphosphate-gated calcium channel activity. The record is from RefSeq and is a predicted model, not a curated record. Gene Ontology annotation, biological process: calcium ion transmembrane transport. The transcript has 32 exons.